AUGGCAGACAAGCCGGACAUGGGGGAAAUCUCCAGCUUCGAUAAGGCCAAGCUGAAGAAAAUGGAGACGCAGGAGAAGAACACCCUGCCGACCGAAGAGACCAUUGAGCAGGAGAAGCGGAGUGAAAUUUCCUAAGAACCUAGAGGAUUCC
Neomonachus schauinslandi (Hawaiian monk seal) is the source of this 151-nucleotide messenger RNA. RefSeq names its product thymosin beta-10-like. Gene Ontology annotation, cellular component: cytoplasm. Lineage: Eukaryota; Metazoa; Chordata; Mammalia; Carnivora; Phocidae. Gene Ontology annotation, molecular function: actin monomer binding. Bases 1 to 135 code for a protein of 44 amino acids. Gene Ontology annotation, biological process: regulation of cell migration; actin filament organization. The transcript has a single exon. The record is from RefSeq and is a predicted model, not a curated record.